AUGAAAUUGAGGGUUGGGAGGAUGAUGUCCAAGGAAUUCUACUGGGCCGACCAUUACGACUACGAGGAUGUGCACCGAGGGCCAUUCACGACUAGCUACGCUUGGAUUGAGUCCAUUCGACAACUGGUCAAAAUUGACUGCAGUAAUUUGGACGCGGGCGGGGAACCGAUCUAUGCGAAUGACGCUCGGAAGAUCAUCAAGCGACUUGCAAACAAACUAAAAGUGCUGUUCCAUGUUUCCGGACCCACGGAGUCCUCUGUUGUCACCAAUUGUGAUCUUUCUACUCGCAACAUCCUCGUCAAAGAUAACGAGCUCGCCGGGGUUGUCGGCUGGGAAAACUGCGUCGCUUUGCCACGGUGGGCUGCUUGCGAGGUACCCGAAUUCCUUCAGGGAAGGACGCGCCACGAAGAACCAGACGAGAAAGAUUACGAUGAGCGAGACCACGAGGAGUACGACAGUCACGUUAUGGAAUGGAUCCGCACCAAGGCACGCGGAGUGUUUCUGGGAGAGAUGGCAGGUCUCGCACCUGAAUGGAUAGCGACUUACCAGCACGGGAUGACCAUCCUAAGGAAAGACUUCAUGAGGGCUGCCAGGAUGUGCCACGACCGAGAAAAACAAGGCGCAAUCAAUUCGUGGCUCGACGACUUCGAGACCUUCCAACAUAAUCGAUACGAGCAACAUCCCCAAGGUCGUGAUACUUCACUUGAGGAGCUGGGAUAUACAAUUCGGAGCCUUCGAGACCACCUUUACGACCCCGACAACCUAUCUACCGGAGUUGGACCACAACUGACGUAG
Molecule: messenger RNA, 795 nt
Organism: Anthostomella pinea
Lineage: Eukaryota; Fungi; Ascomycota; Sordariomycetes; Xylariales; Xylariaceae
Source: the annotation of a GenBank genome assembly